This is a messenger RNA of Cataglyphis hispanica, 1235 nucleotides long. Its product is annotated as 60S ribosomal protein L44. Gene Ontology annotation, cellular component: cytosolic large ribosomal subunit; ribosome. Gene Ontology annotation, molecular function: structural constituent of ribosome. Bases 158 to 472 code for a protein of 104 amino acids. Gene Ontology annotation, biological process: translation. The transcript is spliced from 4 exons. The record is from RefSeq and is a predicted model, not a curated record. Lineage: Eukaryota; Metazoa; Arthropoda; Insecta; Hymenoptera; Formicidae.
UAUGGAGCGCAAAAAAUGUAUAUUCAAGAUUCAUGAAUUUGCAACGUGAACGCGUUUGCGCGGACGCGCCGAGUAACAGUUCCGGUCCAUCGGCGCUUCGAAUUUCCGGUCAAGUCGCACGUUUCUGUGCGUUCCUUUUUCCUUCGAUACGUUCAAGAUGGUUAACGUACCGAAGCAAAGACGUACUUUUUGCAAAAAAUGCAAAGUACACAAGAAUCACAAAGUGACACAAUACAAGAAGAGUAAGGAGAGACAUGCCUCACAGGGCAGAAGACGUUAUGAUCGCAAACAGCAAGGUUUUGGUGGUCAAACUAAGCCCAUCUUCAGAAAAAAAGCGAAAACGACAAAGAAAAUUGUAUUGAGAAUGGAAUGUACAGAAUGCAAGUACAGAAAACAAAUUCCACUGAAAAGAUGCAAGCACUUUGAACUGGGUGGUGACAAAAAGAGGAAGGGUCAAAUGAUUCAGUUCUAAAUUAUCCACUCAAGGUUUUCAACAUAUUCUGUAUUUAAUAAGAAAUCUACAAGGAUUUGUAUACAUCUUUAUUUGGAUGGUGAAGUAAAACCUAAAAAAGACGAAGAGACAAAAGUCUGCAGCUAAAGAUCCUCGCUAUGAAAAGUAUUUUAAAAUGUUGCAUCAAUGUUACGCAUUGGUGUACCAAAGGAAGGAGUUAAAUUAAAGAUGAAGCAGGAAGGACUGGAUAACUCCAUAUUGGAGUAAAUGUGAUAUCUGUUUUCAUUUAUACAGAUAUUGUAACAUUUAUGCUAUAUUUGAUUAACAUUGGUAUGUUUACUUGAUAUUAAAUAUCUCAAUAUUCACAUUUAGAUAUUAACUAUAAACUUUAAUAUAAAUAUAUUAAUUCUCUAUCAUUAAGAGAAACACAUUGCUAUUUUAAUAUAUAAAAAAAAAUGUUAUUACUCUUAAUACAUGUAUGCAUGUCAUAAUUUAUUUUAUAUAUUUGACAAAUGCAAAUACUGAGAUACAUAUCAUUUUACCUUUUUUCUUAUCUUGUUAGCAUUCUUAUCUUGUUGGCAUUCCAUAACAGAUAGUUACAUAACAGAUUUUUAUACCAUGAUCAUUGGAUAACAGGAAGAAUCGAGGUAAAUAAAAAUUAAAAAGAUAGUGCUGCUCGUUUAGACAUUUUCACAUUAUAAAACACAAACCAUCCAAAUAAAGAUAUGUACAAAUCCUUGUAGAUUUAUUUAUUUCUUAUUAAAUACAGAAUAUGUUGAAAACU